GGCGGCCUGGAGCGGCGUGAGGGCGCGGGCGCGAGUGCGUGAGGGAGCCUCCGGCGGGUCUGGGCUGAGGCGGCCGAGAAGGGACGGAGGCGGCGGCCAUCGCGGCGCGAGCGGCCCUGUGCGGCCCCCGGAAGUUCUUUCGGACUUCACUGCAGCAGACCAGGCUUAUUGGUAUGGAGAUCUGUUAAGAUUUUGCUAAUGGAUCCAGCGCCGCCUUUUCCUAAAGAGAGUGCUCCAAGCCCUGCUGGCUUUCAACACAGUCACCUGAGUGGGUUGGAUCCCUGCUUGAGUCCAGGACCGGUGAUCCUGCUGGAGACCAGAGUCGAUUCCAUAAUGAUGAAUGGUUCGAAUGUGGCGAACACCACCACGACUUCCACCACACCUGCAAAAUCCAAGGAGGACCAGGUAGUGAAUGGACAUGAUGAAAAGGAGAACAACCCCUUUGCGGAAUACAUGUGGAUGGAGAACGAGGAGGACUUCAACCGGCAGGUGGAGGAAGAGCUCCAGGAGCAGGAAUUCCUUGACCGCUGUUUCCAGGAGAUGCUGGACGAAGAGGACCAGGACUGGUUCAUCCCCUCCCGUGACCUGCCCCAGGGCAUCGGGCAGCUCCAGCAGCAGCUAAAUGGGCUCUCGGUCAGUGACAGCCACGUAUCGGAAGACAUUUUGAGCAAAAGCACCUUAAACCCCGACGCCAAGGAGUUCAUCCCCGGAGUGAAGUACUGAACCUUCCGACAAACUUCACAAAGACAUUUUUUCCCCUUGAUGGGUGGGGUGGGGUGGGGAACAGCAGGCCCUGCAAGUAGUGGUGGGAGAGAGACUCCUCAUGGGAAAAUCUGCGGGGCUCUUCAGCUACUUAAUCCCUCUUUUCUUGCUGCAUCGCGGACAUUUUGAAACAAACUGACAAAAAAGCUAGGCCCACAGCAGGGCGUGGCAGUCUGGGGCCGGGUCCUGUGGGGGCACCUUCAAGGGUUUGGGGUUUUUUCUUCUUCCGUUAAAACAGCAACGAGUGUGACUUGGCUGCAAGCAGGAUCCUUGCCCCCUUGUCCCGCCAGCCCCCUCCACCGGAUAUGCUUUGGACGUUGCCCAGGACAAGGAGCCCGGGAUGCCUCUCUUCUUGGCGGAAGUCCUCAAAGCUUAGCAGGCCAGACCGGCCUCAGCAGGCUUCUGUGCGCUUCGGCUUCCGGCUUUGGAGCAGCCCCUUUUCUUGCGCAGGCUGAGUGCCCUGGGGGAAGUGGCUGCUGCGUGGGACGUGGGCUGGAAACAGGCCUGUGCCCACUGCCAAACUUGUUCGGGGAGUUUGGGUGGAGAGUGUGAGGGAUUGGGGGGAUUUGCUUGAAUCUUGUCCCUGCUCCCCAUUUCUUCUUGCUGGCUGUGGAGAACACUGCCCCUAACCCCAGGGAGGCAGGCGGAUUCCAGGAGGUUCUAGAGAUGCUGACCCCAAGGGGGAGAGAGGGUACAUCCUUGUGGAAAGUUUUCUGUUCUUCCCUUCUCCAUCUCCGCUUCCUUUCCCCCCUCUUCCCACACAACAGAAUACCCUUAAUCGGGAACAACAGGGUAACUUCCUUUACCUGGCAGCUGCUUCGUCAAUACGAGCUGAAGCCACAGACCCUCCAUUGGUCUGCCUGCUGCCGUAGCUGCCCUUCUGCCAGCAUCCCACCCUUCCCUGCCCCUGCAGGUUGGAAAGCUGCCAUCUGCACAGACACAGAGAGAGCUGCUUGGGCAAGCGUGGAAUUACCCGCAGGUCACCCCGAGUUCGGCUGCCCCAGAGAGCUUGCCUGGAGUUCUGUGGGGCAGCUCUUCCAGCAGCAGGCUUUGGAGUCACGGCCCUCCACUUCCCCCUCCCUAGCUUGCCACAGCGCCCUCCUCUGCUGAAAUGAAUUCCCGGGCAGGUCUGGCUCUUCCCUUUCUGCUUGAUCUGGAAGCAGAAGCAUCCCUUGCCGCAUCCCCCCCCUAACCCCGUGUCCUUAACCCACCCCUCAUGCCCACCCUGCUCCUUCUCCCGGCAUCUUCUAGUGGAGGGUGAGGGGAGGGAGGGAUAUAUGGGUGGGGGGGGGGCAGGAGUGCCUCUCCGAAGAGGUUUAGGGAGGGGAGCAGUUCCCCAUCAGCACAGCCAACUCAGCCAGAUCAACCGACUGGCCGCUUUGCCUGAAACUGCCCUACUUUUUUGGGGGAGGGGGCUGCUUUCUUUUGGGGGGGAUGACAGCAACCCCAUUUUCCAUCCCUGUGACUGCCAGGGGCCAGCCAGGGCUCCUCGCCCUCAGAACCAAUCUCUGCUGCAGGGAACUGGAAGAGGGGGCGGCUCCGUUUAGAACGGCCCUGCCCUUAAAAGAAGGGAGGCGAGCUCAGGCUUGCUUGUUCUCCUGCACCUAAAACCCGAUUCCUCCUCAAUGCAGACUGUUACUUUCUCCCCUUGUGUGUGUGUGUUAUCAUUUCUCCCCAUGUUUGUGUACUGAGCGUCAAUUGGAACAGGUUUGGUUGAAGAGAGCGAGCCCGCUGUCUGGGCUGCUUGGAUGAAGUGCGGCUCCCCAACUUGCCGUUAAGAGGAUCAGACUUGGUGGUCACGGAGUCCCUUCCGGGGUCGCCCCCCCCCCUUUUCAGUGGCUUCCUACUGCAGGGUCAAUGGCAAAAGGUCAGCCCCUUUACUGAAUCCCUUUGUGGCUGUUUGGUUUCUCCAAGCCAGACCUCUUCCAGGCCUUCACUGCUACAAUUCAGAAUUGCAGGUUUUCCUCUCUACUCUGCAGCAUCUGGUUUCUUUCUGAGGAAGCCCUUGCAAUUAUGUGCUGUCCAGUUUUACUACAAUGCAUUCUUAAAAAUAAAACGGAUUUGAGCUGGG
Molecule: messenger RNA, 2833 nt
Organism: Eublepharis macularius
Lineage: Eukaryota; Metazoa; Chordata; Lepidosauria; Squamata; Eublepharidae
Gene: PAIP2B
Product: poly(A) binding protein interacting protein 2B
Exons: 5
Coding region: 199-723 (174 amino acids)
Biological process (GO): negative regulation of translational initiation
Cellular component (GO): cytoplasm
Molecular function (GO): mRNA regulatory element binding translation repressor activity
Source: RefSeq, a predicted model, not a curated record